This is a messenger RNA of Elaeis guineensis (African oil palm), 6616 nucleotides long. Its product is annotated as chromatin modification-related protein EAF1 B. Lineage: Eukaryota; Viridiplantae; Streptophyta; Magnoliopsida; Arecales; Arecaceae. Gene Ontology annotation, cellular component: NuA4 histone acetyltransferase complex. The record is from RefSeq and is a predicted model, not a curated record.
CCUGAGCCAUUUCUCCUCGAUCUGGCCCAUAGGAAGAACCUAGCUCAGGUAACUUGGGUCAGGCCUGCAUCGACGCGCUCUCGACCUGCAUCGCCCGACUCCACCCCAACCUUCCCGUCCGGUCUCCUCCCCUCCUCCGAUGUCGGCCGAACGGUCCGUGGCCGACCGCCUUCUCCCCGUCGGUGGUCUUGUCUCAUCCAGGAGCUGCUCCGCUCUCAAUCAGGGGCUUGGAUUUCCGUACCUACGUCUGCCAAGUAUUUGCUCUGUCUGCAUGUUGAAAAAGUAGGAAGCCCAUGGAUGCACGGGCGUAGCUGGCAGCUUUCUAUUUUUUUACCGUUAGUUAAUGCAACUAUUGAUUCCAUGGGAGGCGUUGUCGAUUGCGGCGUUGGUGGAGACACCAAAACUUCACCCCGUUGUGCAGCGAUGGAGAAGGCACAGGCAGAACUGCGGCAGGAAUAUGAUGUACGUGAAGAACGGAGAAGGGAAUUAGAAUUUCUUGAAAAGGGAGGAAAUCCUCUGGAUUUUAAGUUUGGUCAUGCAGUGUCAAUUAGCGUGCAGUCUGCUUCCCUCAUAGAUCAACCGGCCGAGCAAUAUGUGAUCAGUGAAGCAAGAGGUAGCUUUGCAUUAGCUGCCUCGCCCCGUGGAGAUUCUGUUGAAAGCAAUGACAGACCUGGAGGUUCUUUGAGUCGUGAACCUGACAUUGCUGACAGUCUUUUGCAUCUAGAUGGAGAAAACAGUAAUCUUGUUGGAGAAAGAAGGUUUAACCAUAGUGGUAAAAAUGGUGACAUAGCUCCAUUGGAGCAAUCUUCCCAUAUUGAUGGUUCUCAUAAUGCAAAAAAAUCAGAGGACUCUGUUAUUUUUCAGCUGGGGGUUAAAAGUCAAGCAUAUGCCCGACGGAAAAGAUCCAGAACAAAUCAUGAUGGUGGCGAUGUAGGCUCAACUGAUCUCAUUCCGCAUCAUGCUAAUAGAUCUCCUGUUAUACCUUCUACCCGACCUGGUCCUAGGGAUGCAAGGGGUUCGAUGCAGGAAGCACCGGUGGAAGGCCAUGCUAUUUCUUCCAUUUCCAACUCAAAACUGGCAAGCUCCAAUGGCAAUGUUGUAUCAAAGAAUUUUGAUUCGGAUGAUCAUGUAUAUAUGGAGAUGGAUGCAGUGCAAACUCAUUGCAUGUGCACUGAUAUGACAAAAGAUGGAGUGCCACAAGGAGCACCGGAAGUCAAAUAUUCUGAAAACUUGCUGGAUAGUGACUAUAAUAAUCAGCAUUCUCAUGUAAUUGCUGACAGAGUUACUAAUGGUACCACAUCUCAUUCAUCCAAUAUCAUCACAAAAGACGAAGCUGUUUCUGUUGGUUUUCUUCCCACUCCCCAUGAGCGCACUGAGGUUACUAAAGAUACCAGUAGUUCUGAAAAGGUGAAUGGCUUUGGUACUCCAGAUAAAAAUGUGACUGAAUUGCAUGAUCAUGAUCCAAAUACAAAAACUUGUGUUGCUGACUCUGUUUCUGAAGCCUUACGUAUGAAUGACAUAAAAACAGAUCACUCUCAUGUCAAAAUGAUUAGUACAAGUGUUAGACAUGCAGAUGGUGACCACAAUUUGAAGCUGGGAAAGAUGGAUGGCAGUUUACAUGGAGACUCCAAAGGCCAUUCAGUGUUUGAAGAGAUCUCUUCUAGGGCACACAACAAGGAUUUAAAGGAGAGCAAUCAGUUGAUAGCUGUUGAUGUGCCUAUUAGUGGUAAUGAUGCAUCCAUAUCUGUUCCCCCAACCCUUGGCAACUCAGUUAUUCAGAUUAAAGAUGAGGUGGAAGUUUGUGAUGGAAGAACUGACACAAAGAGUGAAGCGAGGCCCUUUAACAAUGUCCAAUCUAUGAUGCUAAAUGGUGAUGUACCAGAUAGGGAGCUGGAUGUUUCCUCAACUUGUGAACCUGCGAUCACUACCCAUGAGAAGAGGAAUUCCACUUAUAUCUCUGAGGUUCAGAACUGUGCAGCAAAUCACUUGAAGUUGGCGGAGAAGGCACAUGAAGAUGCUGUUCUGAACGAGGCUCGUGUAAUAGAGACAAACCUUAAAAAGGCUGGUGAGUUGUCUGCAUGCAACAUUUCUUCAGAAAAGCGACCGAAAUGUCAUUGGGAUUUUGUCCUCGAGGAGAUGGCAUGGAUGGCAAAUGAUUUCAUGCAGGAGUGCUUGUGGAAGACUACUGCUGCAGCCCAAGUAUGCCAUUGCAUUGCUUCUGGUGGUCGAGCAAAGUUUGAACAGGUAAACAUGUGGCGAGAGCAGAAAAAUGUGGCUAGAACUCUGGCAAAGGCUAUCAUGCAUUUUUGGCAUUCGGCUGAGAUUUUGCAUUCUAGUGGCAAGACACCCGAUGGCAUAGAUGAAGAGUGCAGUUCAGAAAUGCCUGGAUCAUGGAAGUUUGAUGGGGCUGAAGCUGAAAAACAUCAGGGUAGCACAUAUAUUGAAGCAGAAAAGUCUGGGCAUGUUAUUCAGCCUGCUGUUAAGGAUUAUGCAGUUAGGUUUUUGAAGUAUAUUAGUAGCACAUCAAGAUAUCCUGUCUUGGCUGAAGCACCAGCUACUCCUGAUAGGCUGCAUGAUACUGGCAUUUUAGAAAUGUCCUGGGAAGAUCAACAUUCUGAAGAGAGUCUCUUCUAUACAGUACCUCCCAGUGCAAUGCAAGCAUACAGAGAAUCUGUUGAGUCUCAGUGGGUGCAUUAUAAGAAAAUGGGUAGCAUCAUCCAUCAAGAGGAUUGUGAGGCAUCCAUGUGUGAUUCCGUGGCAGAUGGAUCCCAUGAGAAUGCAUAUGAAGAGGAUGAAGGUGACACAGGCAGAUAUUAUUUGUCUGGAGCAUUUGAAGGCGGGUUGUCAUCAAAAUUUGCUCAGAAAAAGAGAAAAAACAUGCAACAGAAUUCAUGUACUCUUAGACCUUAUGAAGUUGUUACUGACUUGUCUUUUGAGCCUUGCAUGGAAAGCAAGUCAGGAAAUCAACCUUUUUCAAUUGGAAAAAGACCAUCAAGUACCCUUCAUGUUGGUUCAAUUCCAACGAAGCGUGUACGCACGGCUGCUCGGCUACGGGUUGCGAGUCCUUUUACUGCUGGAGGUACUGGGAGCUUACAAGUAACUAGUAAAACAGAUGUUUCAAGUGGAGACGCAAAUUCUUUCCAGGAUGACCAUAGUUCAUUGCGUGGUGGAUCCCUGCCCAGGAAAAGCAUGGAAAUUGAAUGUUCAGUGGACUUUGAUAGGCAGUUACUGUAUGAUGGUUGUGAAAUAUCAGCAAAAUCUAAAAAGAAGAAGAAGCCUAAGCAUCUAGGUUACAAGAGCUCACUGAAUUUGACAGACUCUAGUUUUUUAAUUGUUUCAGGGAAGGGUUCCUUAUAUGAGAGGCUGCAAGUUGAUUCUAUGGUUCAACAUGAACAGAAGGAUCAUUUGAAAAAAAGAUUGGAGAAUCAGCAGUUUGAGUCAAAUUGGAAUGCUGUAAUUUAUGGGCAACAUGCUGCUAAGAAGCCUAAGCUUUUGAAGCAACUGCCAGAGACUUCCCCAGAAGCACUUACCCCAGUCCUUGGUUCAAUGCCUUCUCCGGUUGCUUCCCAGAUGAGUAAUAUGUCCAAUCCAAAUAAACUAAGUAACACGAUUGCCAACAGGGAUCGGGGAAGCAAAAGUAAAAAAUUAAAGGUGGUUGCCGGGCAGUCAGGAUUUGGAAGUUCAUGGUCAAACUUUGAGGACCAGGCACUUGUUGUCCUUGUUCAUGAUAUGGGUCCAAACUGGGAGCUAGUAAGUGAUGCAAUCAACAGCACCCUCCAGUUCAAGUGUAUCUACAGGAAGCCUAAAGAAUGCAAGGAACGCCACAAAAUUCUAAUGGACAAAACUGCUGGCGAUGGGGCUGAUAGUGCAGAAGAUUCAGGCUCAUCUCAACCUUAUCCAUCCACUCUGCCUGGCAUUCCAAAGGGCAGUGCCAGACAGUUGUUUCAACAUCUUCAAGGACCACUGGAAGAGGAUACUCUAAAGGCACAUUUUGAAAAAAUUAUUUUGCUUGGACAGCAACUGCAUUCCUGCAGGAAUCAGAAUGACAAUCGGGAGCCAAAACAAAUCACUCCAGCACAUAGUUCUCAUAUGGUUGCUCUUUCUCAAGUAUGCCCAAACAACUUGACUGGAAGCAUCUUAAUGCCGCUUGAUCUUUGUGAAGCAAUCUCUUCAGGCCCAGAUGUUCUUUCCCUUGGAUGUCAGGGAUCUCAUACAAGUGGUUUAGCAAUCCCAAGUCAUCAGGGUUCUAUCACUCCUAUUCCUACCGCAAAUGUGAACACCCUAUUACAAGGAUCUCCUCGUAUGGUCUUAGGCGGCAGCUUAGUGUCACCAUCUGCUCCAUUAAAUGCCAGUAAGAGGGAUGCUCAGAGACAUGGUGUGCCAAGACCAACUUCUUUACCUGUUGAUGAUCAAAGAAUGCAGCAGUAUAGCCAAAUGCUUUCUGGUAGAAAUCUUCAGCAAUCCGCUAUGUCUGCACCCAGGGCUUUAGGAGUUGAUCGCAGUGUCCGCAUGUUAUCUUGUGGGAAUAGCAUGGGGAUGAUAUGUGGGAUGAACCGAGGCAUGCACAUGCCAAGGCCGGGUUUCCAGGGAAUGGGUCCACUAGGUAUGUUAAACAUGGUUUCGACUGGAAAUAUACUGUCAAGCAGUGGGCAUGGAAUGCAGAACCCUGUCAAUGUCCAUUCCGGUGUUGUUUCUGGCUCGGGAAACUUGAGGCGACGCGAUGCUUUGCAGAUGCUUCAACCUGCUCAGAAUACAGAUGAUCAUCGGCACAUGAUGAUCCAAGAACUCCAGCUGCAAGUUUCACAAGGGAAUGGUCAGGCUGUCGCUCCUUUCAAUGGCAUGAGUGCCUCAUUUUCUAGCACAACAGCCACUCCACCCAUUCAGACAUUUCCAAUUCCACAACACCAGCAGUCUCAUCAGAUACCACAGCAGGCACCCAUACUUGGAAAUUCUCGGCACCCACAUAUUCAAGGAACAAGCCAGUCAAGCUCUCAGCAGCAGGCCUAUGCUUAUCGCUUUGCUAAAGAAAGGCAACUCCAACAGCAGAUGAUGACACGGCACCCCUUUUCUGGAUCCAAUGCCAUAUCGCCUAUUCAAAAUAGUUCGCAGAUCCAACAGCAGACACAGUUGUCAGCUCCUAUGAGUGUAAGUCCUUCACAAGCGCAGCAUAAGCAGCAACAAAUGCCGCGAAAUCUGCAGUCUGGCUGUGGAAUGCCAAAUCAGAUCAAGCAAAGACAGAGGGAACAGGUCGAACAACAGCCAAAGCAACAGCAGCAACAAAGGCAACAGUCACAACAGCAAGCUAAGCUUAUGAAGGGUUUAGGCAGAGGAAGCAUGCUGAUGCACCAGAAAUUACCAGGUGAUGCUCCUCAAAUCGGUGGCUUUUCAACUGCUUCCAAAGACCAAGCUUCUGAGAAACAUUUGAUGCAACAGUGCUCAAGCUGCUUUUCUGGUAGCUUGGGUUUGAGUUCAAUUUUGCCCCAGACAGGAAACCAACAAAAGAUGUAUUCUAGUGAGCAGCCUCAAUCAUCAAAGCAGAUGAUACCAAUGCCUUCUCAUUCUGAUUCUUGUAACCAAUGAUCAGUCCAAGCUUCUCCUAGUCACACAAUGCUAGCUUCCUCACAACCCCCUAUUCCUUCUUCGGCACCUCCACCUAAUCAGCAACAGCAGCAGCAUAUGUAUCCAUCCCAACAAAACAUUCAAAUAAUGGUGCUUCAGCAAAACCACCAGAUGAACUCUGAUGGUGCAACACAGUCAACUGUUCCGGUCCAUGUUAAUUAGAUGGUCCUGACUAUAUCUUCUAUUGUACAGAUUCAGGCACUACUGCUCCUGUGGUUUCAUCUCCAGAACACUGGAAACCAGAUGUGAGCUCACCAGCUCCAACAGCACAUUUGGCUAGUCCUUCACAGGAAAAUUUAGUGGGAACUGAAACCCUGAUAUCCUCUUCCAGCCAAGGAUUAGUGCAGAGACGGUUCCCAGGAAGUGUGUCAAUGCAUGGAAAUAGUAGAGGACAGUGGCAGCCUCAGCCUCAGCAGCAGCUACAGCAGCAAGCGGCACAAGGCCCUUUAUAUCCACAGAAAUCAAACUCAGGGCCAGGGUAAUAAAGAAUAGAGCUGGAUCUAUCUGUAAUCAAGAAGCAACACCCACAUCCCUUGUAAAACUAGGGUACAGGUUUCCAGGCAAGGAGAGCUGAGGAAUACAAAAUGUGCUCUUUGAUUCCCAACUUGAGCUGAUCUCACUCACUUCUGAUCUCACUCACUUCAAGGCAUAGUACAUGGCUGCAACCUUGCAUUAUCUAAUCUCAGUCAGGGUACCAGCUAUUUCAAACUCGACUGGCAUGCAAAUUGGAACUUGCAGUUCAUUGUAAUGCCGAAUUCUUUUUGUGGUUGGACUGUAACCCUGACCGAGUAUGUGUACUCUAUAUUCUUGCCCUUGACAUGCAAGUGCUGGCCGCCUAAUGGUAAAGUUGGUGAACCUGCAUCCACCAUUUGCUGAUAAAGGUCUGUAAAAAUUCUCAUACAAUAGCAUUGUAUAAUACAAGCCAGUGAUUUCAAAUAUCAGGAGCACAUAUUGUAUUUGGAUUUUCUAAAACACAGCAAGGAAAAGAAGAAAAAAA